GCCUUUGCUUCUCAACCGCUCAGUUCAGUUGUGUUUUAUCCCUCUCAAAACAAGUUAAUAAACAUCACCACAAGAAGCACACAGAGAGAGAGAGAGAGAGAGAGAGAGAGAGAUAGAGAAACAAGAUGCAGCAGCUCAAACUACCACUGCAACUAUGCUUAACAACCUGCAUAAUACUACAGCUCCUGACUUGCUCAAACUCGAACCCAACACCGUCGCCAUGGCCACUGCAAUUCCAUGCACUUCUAUUCAUGAACUUGACCACAACACACCUCCAGCUCAGCGACCUCUGGUACGACUGGCCGAGAGGUAGGAACGUCAACAUAUUUCAGAAGCAGCUGGGUGAGGUUUUGUACGACAUAGAGUGGAACAACGGCACAUCAUUUUACUACUCCGUCGGUGACAACGGAAGUUGUGAGGUUAUGGAGUUUGAAGUCGGCAUUCCAAGGCCCGAUUUUCUUGACGGAGCUGAGUAUCUUGGGACGGAAGUCACUGAUGGGUUUCUAUGCAAUGUGUGGGAGAAGGUAGAUUUUAUUUGGUACUAUGAGGAUGUUUACACUAAGAGGCCAGUUCGUUGGGAUUUUUAUGAUGGAAUAUCUUCUCAGGUAAUGACAUUUGAGGUUGGUGCAGUGUUACCAGAUACAGUCACUCAAGCACCUGCAUACUGCUUCAACCAAGACAAAGAUGCAUAGACCUUAGACAGUAAAUUACGAGGUGGGCAUCAAGUUGCCCGAGCCACGGUUUGGUUCGGUUUGGAUCCGGCUUUAAUUUUUGUAAAUCAUUAUAUAUAGAGGAAAAUGCUAGGAAUGUCAAAUUUUUAGAUUAUUUUUUGUAGUUCAUAUAAUGUGGUGGUUCAUGGUUGGAGUAUUCCUUCUUUAGGUCAUUAAAAAGGGAGUCCAAUCAUCAACGGGCACAUCACGUGGUCUACAAAAAAUAAUUUAAAAUUUUGGUCUCUCUAGUAUCUCGCUAUAUAAAUGUGUGUGUUUAUUUGUAUAUUUUUAUACUUUAUGUGUAGAUCGGUAAACGUGUAGUCCAUGCAUUGGCUAAUAAUUAGAUAAGAAUGUUAAAUAAAGUUAUGUAACUUUGGAUUGUAACUACUUUGAAGUCUGAAGGUAUCAAAUGUAUUAUAUUUGAUAU
Messenger RNA from Malus domestica (apple), 1137 nucleotides. RefSeq lists its product as uncharacterized. The record is from RefSeq and is a predicted model, not a curated record. Lineage: Eukaryota; Viridiplantae; Streptophyta; Magnoliopsida; Rosales; Rosaceae.